AUGUCGAGGAGAAAGACAAGAGAGCCAAAGGAAGAAAAUGUUACUCUUGGCCCAACUGUCCGGGAGGGAGAGCAUGUUUUCGGAGUGGCUCACAUUUAUGCUUCAUUUAAUGAUACCUUUAUUCAUGUGACUGAUCUGUCUGGGAGGGAAACCCUGGUUCGCAUUACUGGUGGAAUGAAGGUUAAAGCUGACAGGGAUGAAUCUUCACCAUAUGCUGCUAUGCUUGCUGCACAGGAUGUUUCACAGAGAUGCAAGGAACUUGGCAUUACUGCUCUUCACAUCAAGCUCCGUGCUACAGGAGGUAACAAAACUAAGACACCUGGUCCAGGUGCUCAAUCUGCUCUGAGGGCACUGGCUCGUUCUGGAAUGAAAAUUGGUCGCAUUGAGGACGUCACACCAAUUCCUACAGACAGCACCCGCAGAAAGGGUGGCAGAAGGGGAAGAAGGCUGUAA
This is a messenger RNA of Dovyalis caffra, 453 nucleotides long. NCBI's taxonomy places the organism in Eukaryota, Viridiplantae, Streptophyta, Magnoliopsida, Malpighiales, Salicaceae. The record is from the annotation of a GenBank genome assembly.